Molecule: messenger RNA, 2409 nt
Organism: Boeremia exigua
Lineage: Eukaryota; Fungi; Ascomycota; Dothideomycetes; Pleosporales; Didymellaceae
Product: lactose permease
Exons: 3
Coding region: 478-2283 (601 amino acids)
Biological process (GO): transmembrane transport; carbohydrate transport
Cellular component (GO): membrane
Molecular function (GO): carbohydrate:proton symporter activity
Source: RefSeq, a predicted model, not a curated record
GUCCGACAAUGCAAUACAAUUGUAAUUUUAAAAACGCAUCCUGCCCAGGUUGGUGCCGGCUUACACAAGGUACCAGCAUCGCUCAAACCCUCUACCAUGCGUCGCAUGGUGGGUCGGAUCAUGCAGCGAGGUGCUACAGGUGCAUUAUGCACAAGAGAUCAGAGUACCCACUUUUUCUCCGGAUCACUCCACAAAUCCGACUCCACGAUCCCAAAUCUCACCUAGCAAUUUCUCCACGUUUGUCCAGAGCCCUUGUCGUGACUCGCCUUGGAGCCAAGAGUGCGCACUUGCGAAUCAGGGUCGACUCUAUAUCCUUCCGACUACGACUCUUCUGGAGUCGCAGCCGCUGUCCAUGCUCUUCGCAGGAUUUCACCCGCCAUUUGCGGCGCCACCUUCUUCCCCUAACGUGUUUCUCAAGCUUACCUGACCUCGGGAUGAGGGCACAAGCUCACUUGGCGCGUCGGGUGGCGGUUACCGAUGAGCUUUGAUGAGGUUCAAACGGGCAUCGGUACUUUCGCCAGUCCAGCAUUCCCCGAUUUGCGGAGAAGCCUGUCCUUUCUCCAAGUCUAUAAAGAGACCCACUCCCCCGGUUGGACGGGUCAUUGUCGAUCACUCUACCAGUGUGCAUACUCAACUUCAACGCCUAGUCUGUUGUGCUUCGGUUGCAAGAUGGCGGACAACAAAGAAACCCUCGGGGCUGUCACUCACCAGCUGAGUAGAGCAGACGAUGACAUUCGCAAAGGUGGCGAUGUGCAGGAGAAGACUGUUGCUUCAGUAGCUCUCGCUGCUGCCCUUGAGGCCUCGAAGCCGAAGUUAUGGUCAAAGAGCAUGAUGAAACUAUACGUGAUCAUGGGAAUCGGCUACCUGGUCUCGACUAUGAACGGAUUCGAUUCAUCUCUUAUGGGAGCCAUCAACGCCAUGAAGCCAUACCAGAACACCUUUAACCUAACUGGCGAAGGCUCCAGCACUGGUAUUAUCUUCAUCAUCUACAACCUCGGACAGAUUGCAGCCUUUCCCUUCUGCGGCUUCCUUGCCGACGGAUACGGUCGACGCAUCUGUAUCUUCGUCGGAUGUGCGCUCGUCUUGGUUGGAACUGCUGUCCAGGCCACUGCAAAUGAGAUGGGACACUUCAUCGGCGGUCGUUUCAUUCUUGGUUUUGGCGUCUCGAUUGCUUCGGCUGCCGGUCCCGCGUACACUGUCGAGCUGGCCCACCCCGCCUACCGAGGCACAAUGGCUGGCAUGUACAACAACUUCUGGUGGUUUGGUAACAUUCUCGCUGGAUGGACGACAUAUGGAACUAACAAGAACUUCAACAACUCCUGGGCCUGGAGAGUACCAACUGUCGUACAGUGUCUCAUCCCAGCAUUCGUCAUGCUGUGCAUAAUGUUCAUGCCAGAGACCCCCCGUUGGUUGUUGGCGAAGGACAGGCGUGAGGAGGCCAUUGCUAUCAUGGCCAAAUACCACGGUGAUGGUGACGAGAACCACCCCCUUGUUCAGCUUCAGUUGCACGAGAUUACCGAAGAUUUCUCAGUAACCCGUAACGAUAACCCCUGGUGGGACUUCCGUGAGCUGUACAACACAAAGGCGGCUCGUUACCGCAUGAUGAUGGUAAUUGCGAUGGCGUUCUUUGGGCAAUGGUCUGGAAAUAACGUGGUCUCUUACUUCAUGCCAUUAAUGGUCAAGAACGCCGGUAUAAACGACCCGAACGACCAACUGCUUAUCAAUGCCAUCAACCCCAUCUUCAGCAUGCUCGGAGCCAUCUACGGAGCCACCCUCCUUGACAGGCUUGGUCGUCGCAAGAUGCUGCUUGGUGGCUUGGCUGGUGGUCUUUUCUUCUACGUCUUGUUGACUGCCUUUACUGCGACCGCCACGAAGACUAAUGGCCUGGCCUAUGGCACCAUCGUCUCAAUCUACUGCUUUGGUAUCAUCUUCGCUUGGGGUUGGACACCACUCCAGACCUUGUACGCCGUGGAGUGCCUUGAGAACAGGACCAGAGCCAAGGGUUCUGGUGCCAACUUCCUCUUCCUCAACAUCGCUAUGGUUGUCAAUACAUAUGGUAUCUCCGUCGGUAUGGAGAAGAUCGGAUGGAAGUUGUACCUGGUUUACAUUGGUUGGAUCUGUAUUGAGAUGGUCUUCAUCUACUUCUUCUUCGUCGAGACCGCUGGAAAGACUCUGGAAGAGCUUAAGGAGAUCUUCGAGGCACCCAACCCACGCACAGCCUCUCUCAAGCGCGCUAAGAUUGAGGUCUCUGGUGGCCAGGUUCACAACGUCACUGACGCAUGAAUGGAGAAGACAAGAUGAUGUCACGCAUUACGCGCUACGGUAGGAGCUUUAGGCUUAGAGAACUCUGAUCACAUAGUUAGGGUCCAGUAUUAAUACUACACUUUAAUUUGACACGCAUGGUUUUUA